Nomascus leucogenys (northern white-cheeked gibbon) is the source of this 3414-nucleotide messenger RNA. Its product is annotated as serine/threonine-protein kinase N2-like. Gene Ontology annotation, biological process: protein phosphorylation; signal transduction. Gene Ontology annotation, molecular function: protein serine/threonine kinase activity; small GTPase binding; ATP binding. The coding region runs from base 2 to 2950 and encodes 982 amino acids. The transcript has a single exon. Lineage: Eukaryota; Metazoa; Chordata; Mammalia; Primates; Hylobatidae. The record is from RefSeq and is a predicted model, not a curated record.
GAUGGCGUCCAACCCCCAACGGGGGGAGAUUCUGCUCAGGGAACUGCAGGGGGAUUCCCGAAGUCUUCCAUUUUCUGAGAAUGUGAGUGCUGUUCAAAAAUUAGACUUUUCAGAUACAAUGGUGCAGCAGAAAUUGGAUGAUAUCAAGGAUCGAAUUAAGAGAGAAAUAAGGAAAGAACUGAAAAUCAAAGAGGGAGCUGAAAAUCUGAGGAAAGUCACAACAGAUAAAAAAAGUUUGGCUUAUGUAGACAACAUUUUGAAAAAAUCAAAUAAAAAAUUAGAAGAACUAUAUCACAAGCUGCAGGAAUUAAAUGCACAUAUUGUUGUAUCAGAUCCAGAAGAUAUUACAGAUUGCCCAGUGACUCCAGGUACUCCAAAUAGUGACCCUCAUUGUUCUACUAGCAACAAUAGAUUGAAGGUGCUACAAAAACAGUUGGAUAUAGAACUUAAAGUAAAACAAGAUGCAGAGAAUAUGAUACAGAUGUAUUCAAAUGGAUCUUCAAAGGAUCAGAAACUCCAUGGUAUAGCUCAGCAACUGCUCCAGGACAGCAAGACAAAAAUAGAAGUCAUACCAAUGCAGAUUCUUCAGGCAGUCCAGACUAAUGAAUUGGCUUUUGAUAAUACAAAACCUGUGAUAAGUCCUCUUGAACUUCGGAUAGAAGAAUUAAGGCAUCAUUUUAGGAUACAGUUUGCAAUAGCAGAAGGUGCAAAGAAUGUAAUGAAAUUACUUGGCUCAGGAAAAGUAACAGACAGAAAAGCACUUUCAGAAGCUCAAGCAAGAUUUAAUGAAUCAAGUCAGAAGUUGGACCUUUUAAAUUAUUCAUUAGAGCAAAGAUUAAAUGAACUCCCCAAGAAUCAUCCCAAAAGCAGUAGUAUUAUUGAAGAACUUUCACUUGUUGCCGCAUCACCAACACUAAGUCCAGGUCAAAGUAUGAUAUCUACACAAAAUCAAUAUAGUACACCAUCCAAACCAGCAGCAUUAACAGGGACUUUGGAAGUGCGUCUUAUCGGCUGCCAAGAUAUCCUAGAGAAUGUCCCUGGACGGUCAAAAGCAACAUCAGUUGCACUGCCUGGUUGGAGUCCAAGUGAAACCAGAUCAUGUUUCAUGAGCAAAACGAGUAAAAGUAAAAGCAGAAGUAGUGGAAAUCUUCUAAAAACCGAUGACUUGUCCAAUGAUGUCUGUGCUGUUUUGAAGCUCGAUAAUACUGUGGUUGGCCAAACUAGCUGGAAACCUAUUUCCAAUCAGUCAUGGGACCAGAAGUUUACACUGGAACUGGACAGGUCACAUGAACUGGAAAUUUCAGUUUAUUGGCGUGAUUGGCGGUCUCUCUGUGCUGUAAAAUUUCUGAGGUUAGAAGAUUUUUUAGACAACCAACAGCAUGGCAUGUGUCUCUAUUUGGAACCACAGGGUACUUUAUUUGCAGAGGUUACCUUUUUUAAUCCAGUUAUUGAAAGAAGACCAAAACUUCAAAAACAAAAGAAAAUUUUUUCAAAGCAACAAGGCAAAAGAUUUCUCAGAGUUCCUCAAAUGAAUAUUAUUAUUGCCAUUUGGAGAAGGCUAGUAAGAAGAGCUAUUCCUACAGUAAAUCAUUCUGGCACCUUCAGCCCUCAAGCUCCUGUGCCUACUACAGUGCCAGUGGUUGAUGACAUCCCUGAACUAACACCUCCAGCUAGUGAUUCUACAGCAGUGAAACUGGACUUUGAUCUUGAGCCUGAACCUCCUCCAGCCCCACCACGAGCUUCUUCCCUUGGAGAAAUAGAUGAAUCUUCUGAAUUAAGAGUUUUGGAUACACCAGGACAGGAUUCAGAGACUGCUUUUGAUAUUGAGAAUGACAGAAAUAAUAUACUUCCAAAAUCUCAAUCUGAAUACAAGCCUGAUACUCCUCAGUCAGGCCUAGAAUAUAGUGGUAUUCAAGAACUUGAGGAUAGAUCUCAGCAAAGGUUUCAGAUUAAUCUACAAGAUUUCAGGUGUUAUGCUGUCUUGGGAAGAGGACAAUUUGGAAAGGUGCUUUUAGCUGAAUAUAAACACACAAAUGAGAUGUUUGCUAUAAAAGCCUUAAAGAAAGGAGAUAUUGUGGCUCGAGAUGAAGUAGACAUCCUGAUGCGUGAAAAAAGAAUUUUCGAAACUGUGAAUAGUGUAAGGCAUCCCUUUUUGAUGAACCUUUUUGCAUGUUUCCAAACCAAAGAGCAUGUUUGCUUUGUAAUGGAAUAUGCUGCUGGUGGGGACCUAACGAUGCACGUUUGUACUGAUGUCUUUUCUCAACCAAGAGCUGUAUUUUAUGCUGCUUGUGUAGUUCUUGGGUUGCAGUAUUUACAUGAACACAAAAUUGUUCAUAGAGAUUUGAAAUUGGAAAACUUAUUGCUAGAUACAGAGGGCUUUGUGAAAAUUGCUGAUUUUGGUCUUUGCAAAGAAGGAAUGGGAUAUGGAGAUAGAACAAGCACAUUCUGUGGCACUCCUCUAUAUCUUGCCCCAGAAGUAUUAACAGAAACUUCUUAUACAAGGGCUGUAGAUUGGUGGGCCCUUGGCAUGCUUAUAUAUGAAAUGCUUGUUGGUGACUCUCCCUUUUUUGGUGUGGUUGAAGAGAAAGUUUAUGACAAUAUUGUAAAUGGUGAAGUAAGGUAUCCAAGGUUCUUAUCUACAGUAGCCAUUUCUAUAAUGAGAAGUCUGUUAAGAAGAAAUCCUGAGCAGCGCCUUGGGGCUACUGAGAAAGAUGCAGAGGAUGUAAAAGAGCACCCAUUUUUCUGGCUAAUUGAUUGGAGCGCUCUGAUGGACAAAAAAGUAAAGCCACCAUUUAUACCUACCAUAAGAGGACGAGAAGAUGUUAGUCAUUUCGAUGAUGAAUUUACCUCAGAAGCACCUAUUCUGACUCCACCUCGAGAACGAAGGAUACUUUCGGAAGAGGAGCAGGAAAUGUUCAGAGAUUUUGACUACACUGCUGAUUGGUGUUAAGUUGCUUGACACUGCGAAACCAAGCUGACUGACUCACAAGAAGACCUCUUAAAAAUAGCAACCCUUCAUUUGCUCCCUGUGCCACUAAUAGCUUCUGAGUUUUGUUUUGUUUUGCUUUUAAUUGAAACACGUGAAGAUUUGUUUAAAAGUACCAUUCUAAUACUUCUUCAAAAGUGGCUUCUCAUUGUACUUCAGCGUAAAUAUGAGCACCGGGAACAGUUUCAUGGAGUUUAAGUUGAGUGAACAUCGGCCAUGAAAAUCCAUCACAAAUACUUUGGAUCAAUAGUCUAUUUUAAAAAAGAAAGAAAAAAACCACUUUUUUAUAGUCCCUAGGUUUGCCAUAUGCCUGCCUUAAGUGGAAGGAAAAUUAAUCACUUAACUAUGUUUUACAAAAAGAAAAAAAGGGCUUGGAAUGCUAUUAUUGUUCACACAAAGUACGAUUCUGUUUGAAUAAGGCAAAUGCU